Molecule: messenger RNA, 567 nt
Organism: Suillus plorans
Lineage: Eukaryota; Fungi; Basidiomycota; Agaricomycetes; Boletales; Suillaceae
Exons: 5
Coding region: 1-567 (188 amino acids)
Source: RefSeq, a predicted model, not a curated record
AUGGAUCGUCCAAUCAGUCGAUUAGGACCCGGAAUACUUCAAGCUUUAAAUUUCAACUUGCUCGACAAAUCGCUACUAAUUGUUGAUGCUACACGCCGUCCAGUGCGUCAACCAAUCAAGCUUUCCAAUCGGGUACCCCAAGGAUUUUUAAAUGGCACACCACAUCGUGCUCACUCUUCUGGGCGACUCGAUAUGCUAGCACAAUCCCGCAUUGUUUACUGGGCUCAGAAUCCUUUCUCUUCCCGACCCGGUAGUGCAGCGCGCAAGUGUCGCUCAGCAGUCGUCCACAUUCCGUUUGCCAAGGGCAACAGGAACGCGUCAGCGCGAGAGAAACGCAGCCUGAUCCCAAAAAUGGCUGUUGCGAGCAGUUCGCGUCCUUCCAACAGUAAUGUUACGCAGCAAUCUAGCGGCAAGGCUCAGGUCCAGUCAUCUUCACAACCACAGGGUGCUCAGGCCAUCUCUAUGUCAUCACUCACACCUACGGUUGUCGCCACCUUCGAAGCUAGAGCUUCCAGUACUGAUCCUCAUGUCACGAUCAAACAUGCUGGACGCUGGAUUCGCUUCUGA